Molecule: messenger RNA, 3043 nt
Organism: Hemicordylus capensis (graceful crag lizard)
Lineage: Eukaryota; Metazoa; Chordata; Lepidosauria; Squamata; Cordylidae
Product: metabotropic glutamate receptor 6-like
Exons: 11
Coding region: 308-3010 (900 amino acids)
Biological process (GO): G protein-coupled glutamate receptor signaling pathway; regulation of synaptic transmission, glutamatergic
Cellular component (GO): membrane
Molecular function (GO): adenylate cyclase inhibiting G protein-coupled glutamate receptor activity
Source: RefSeq, a predicted model, not a curated record
UCCAAUCCUCUCCAAAGCCGGGUGCAUUAAAGCGCGAGGAUUUUCCGAGCGGAUUUCCCUGCCCGCCGCUUUGCUGCCAUCUCUAAUUCCAUCGGGCGCCCAGUGGCUGGGCAGACGGGGCGCCAAGCCCCCCUUCCCCCCGGCACUGGCCCGGGGACACAGGCGCGCCAGGGGGAGCUCCCGGAGAUGCCGGGCAGAGACACCCUCGAGUGCCAGCCAGGAUCCCAAGGGAAGCAGGCGGCGGCGGCAUCGACGAGGGACCCCGGGAUCAGGCCAUAAGCAUCGCCAGAUCCCUACAAGACGCACCAUGAACUUUGCCAACCUCCCACUGCUCUGCUUGUGGUCCCUCUGGGCCUUGGGGCAUGGCCCAGGUUGGGUAUGUGGCCAAGCAGCUACCCAACCACACUCCAUCAAGAUAGAAGGGGACAUCACUCUAGGAGGGCUGUUCCCAGUCCACUCCCGUGGCCCAGCUGGAGUGCCAUGUGGAGACGUGAAGAAGGAGAAGGGAAUCCACCGGAUGGAGGCCAUGCUUUAUGCUCUGGACCAGAUUAACAGUGACCCAGACUUGCUUCCCAACAUGACACUGGGGGCCCGCAUCAUGGACACCUGCUCUCGUGACACCUACGCCUUGGAGCAGUCACUGACUUUUGUCCAGGCCCUGAUCCAGAAGGAUACAUCCGACGUGCGCUGCUCUAAUGGCGAGCCACCCAUCAUCGCCAAGCCUGAACGCGUGGUGGCCGUCAUUGGGGCCUCUGCCAGCUCCGUCUCCAUCAUGGUAGCAAAUGUGCUCCGCCUCUUUGCCAUCCCCCAGAUUAGCUAUGCCUCCACUGCACCUGAGCUCAGCGACAGCAACCGCUAUGAUUAUUUCUCCCGCGUGGUGCCUCCGGACUCCUACCAGGCCCAAGCCAUGGUGGACAUUGUCAAGGCGCUAGGCUGGAACUACGUCUCCACGCUGGCCUCCGAGGGCAACUAUGGCGAGAGCGGCGUCGAUGCCUUUGUGCAAAUCUCCCGCGAGGCUGGUGGAGUCUGUAUUGCCCAGUCCAUCAAGAUUCCACGAGAACCCAAACCAGGCGAGUUUGACAAACUCAUCAAGCGGCUAAUGGAGACCCCCAAUGCCCGUGGCAUCAUCAUCUUUGCUAAUGAGGAUGACAUCAAGCGAGUGCUGGAGGCUUCGCGUCGUGCCAACCUGACCGGGCAGUUCCUAUGGGUGGGUUCUGACAGUUGGGGCUCCAAGAUCUCCCCCAUUCUGAAGCUGGAGGAUGUGGCUGAAGGCGCCGUUACCAUCUUACCCAAACGAGCCUCUGUUGAAGGUUUUGACCAGUACUUCACCUCCCGCUCCCUGGAGAACAAUCGUCGCAACAUCUGGUUUGCCGAGUACUGGGAAGAGGACUUCAAAUGCAAACUGACCCGUCCAGGAUUGCAGCCUGAUGAAGGGGCACGGAAAUGCACAGGGGAUGAGCGGAUUGGACGAGACUCAACAUAUGAGCAGGAGGGGAAGGUACAGUUCGUCAUUGAUGCUGUAUAUGCCAUGGCCCACGCCUUGCACAACAUGCACAUAGACCUCUGCCCAGGCCAUACUGGGGUGUGCGACAAGAUGGAUCCCAUUCACGGACGCACCCUGCUGCACUACAUCCUGGCUGUCAACUUCAAUGGCAGUGCUGGGACACCAGUGAUGUUCAACGAGAAUGGGGAUGCUCCUGGCCGCUAUGACAUUUUCCAGUACCAGCUGACAAACACUACAGCCCCUGGAUACAGGGCCAUUGGGCAGUGGACAGAGUAUCUCCGCCUGAACAUAGAGGAUAUGCAGUGGUCAGGCGGUCAGAAGGAAAUCCCUUCUUCAGUGUGCAGCCUUCCCUGCAAUCCAGGCGAGAGGAAAAAGAUGGUGAAGGGGGUGCCUUGCUGCUGGCACUGUGAACUGUGUGAUGGCUACCAGUACCAACUGGACGAGUUCACCUGUGAAAUGUGCCCCUUCGACAUGCGGCCCAACCUCAACCGCUCGGCCUGCCGCCCAACCCCCAUCGUCAAGCUUGAGUGGAGCUCCCCCUGGGCAGUGCUGCCCAUUUUCUUGGCCAUUCUGGGCAUCCUUGGCACUGUCUUCAUCGUCAUCACUUUCAUCCGAUUCAAUGACACACCCAUCGUCCGGGCCUCCGGUCGCGAGCUGAGCUACGUCCUGCUAACUGGGAUUUUCCUCAUCUAUUCCAUCACUUUCCUGAUGAUCGCUGAGCCCGGUGUCGGCGUCUGCGCUUUCCGACGCCUCUUCCUGGGCUUGGGCAUGGCUAUCAGCUAUUCAGCUCUGCUCACCAAAACCAACCGCAUCUACCGUAUCUUUGAGCAAGGCAAGAAGUCAGUGACCCCACCCAAAUUCAUCAGCCCCACCUCCCAGCUGGUCAUCACUUUCAGCCUCAUGUCAGUGCAAAUUGUGGCCGUGGUCAUCUGGCUGGGGGUCCAGCCCCCCCACAGCAUCAUUGACUACGAAGAGCAGCGUACACCCAACCCUGAGUUUGCUCAGGGGGUACUCAAAUGUGAUAUGUCGGACCUGUCCAUCAUCUCCUGCCUCAGCUACAGUAUCAUCUUGAUGGUCACUUGCACUGUCUAUGCCAUCAAGGCCCGUGGCGUGCCUGAGAACUUCAAUGAGGCCAAGCCCAUCGGCUUCACCAUGUACACGACCUGCAUAGUCUGGCUGGCCUUUGUCCCGAUCUUCUUUGGCACUGCACAGUCCGCUGAGAAGAUCUACAUUCAGACGACGACAUUGACCAUUUCCAUGAGCCUGAGCGCCUCAGUGUCCCUCGGGAUGCUCUACGUCCCCAAGGUCUAUGUCAUCGUCUUCCACCCGGAGCAGAAUGUGCAGAAGCGCAAGCGCAGUUUCAAGGCAGCAGCCACAGCGGUCAACGCCUCCACGAGGCUCUCGCAGAAAGGCGCCCAGAACGGCGAGAGCAAAGAUGAGAAGCCGGACAGCCUUCCUAAGGUGAUGUACAUCAGCUACACAGAACUGACAAUGGUGCCCACAUGACUGAAGAGGAGGAAGGGCACAACCAUGGGGUGG